AUGUUAAUUAUAUUUCCAGUUGAAGCUCCACAUAGGAAGAUAAAGGCGAAUGAUCAACUCUACAAUGCCGAAUUCAAAUACACAAAUAAUUACAUCUCAACGUCCAAGUACAGUGUUAUAACAUUCAUACCGAAGAAUUUGUUCGAGCAGUUCCAGAGGAUUGCAAACUUUUAUUUUCUAAUACUGCUCGUUCUGCAGUUGAUCCCCCAAAUUUCUUCCCUCACUCCACUGACAACCAUCAUCCCACUGAUUGCUGUCCUGACUAUCAGUGCUAUAAAAGAUGCCGUUGAUGAUUGGGUAAUUAACAACCGGUCGACAUGGGUGCUUUCCAGUGGUGGCAAGUUGGUUGAGGAAAGAUGGCGUCGUGUUGUUGUCGGGGACAUCAUCAAACUAGAGAAUAACCAAUUCGUUACUGCCGACUUGUUGAUUCUAUCCUCAAGCGAGCCAAACAGCUUAUGCUACGUGGAGACAGCUGAACUUGACGGCGAAACCAACCUGAAAGUCAGGCAGGCGUUGGCCGUCACUGGCAAAAUGGAAAGUAACCUGGAACAGAUGUCUGAAUUUGACGGCCUAAUCGAAUGCGAGUCGCCGAAUAACAAUUUGAAUACCUUUGAAGGGGUCUUAUAUUACGACGACGAAUCAUACUCUCUCAGUAACAAUAACCUUCUCCUCCGCGGUUGCAUCCUCCGAAACACGGAAUGGUGCUUCGGACUGGUGGUGUUUGCCGGGAAGGACACGAAGCUGAUGAUGAAUAGUGGCAAGGGCACUUUCAAGAGAACCAACAUCGAUAAACUUCUCAACAAGCUCAUCAUAGGGAUUUUCAUCUUCCUCUUCCUAAUCUGUGCCUUCUGUUCGAUUGGUUGCGGCAUCUGGGAACUGAAGCUGGGCUAUCAGUUCCAGCACUUCCUCCCCUGGGAGACAUACGGGGUCACGGUGUCGGCCCUUCUUGUCUUUCUCUCCUACUUCAUUGUCCUCAACACGCUGGUACCAAUCUCGCUGUACGUUAGCGUGGAGAUGAUAAGAUUCGGACACAGCUGGUGGAUAAACUGGGAUAAAGAGAUGUACUACAAACCGCUGGAUAUUCCCGCCAAAUCCCGAACUACUACCCUCAACGAAGAACUUGGUCAGAUCCGGUUUAUAUUUUCCGAUAAGACCGGUACCUUAACUCAGAACAUAAUGGCAUUCCUCAAAUGUUCCAUCAAUGGUAUUAAGUACGGUCAUUCGUCUGACGAUCCUAAGCUUAAAGAGCAAAAAGGCAGACGAGUAGAUUUUUCAGACAAUCCCAUGUACGAGCCGUCGUUCAAGUUCUACGACCAGGAUCUCUGGGAGCAAGUGAAACGCGGGAAUCCUCACGUACACAUGUUUUUCCGUCUGCUCUCCUUAUGUCACACUGUCAUGCCGGACACUGUUUCAGGUAACUUGGAAUACAAAGCACAGUCGCCUGAUGAGGGUGCGCUAGUUUCCGCCGCCAGGAAUUUCGGUUUCGUCUUCAAAGAUCGAUCGAUGAACUCCAUAACGGUUGAGGUGAUGGGCAGGACAGAGAUACAUGACCUUCUCGUCAUCCUCGACUUCACUAACGAACGGAAACGAAUGUCUGUUAUAUUGAAGAAAGACAACAGGAUAACUCUGUACUGCAAAGGGGCUGAUUCAACUGUUUUCAAACUACUGGAUAAGAAGUCGCAUGCUCUUAUGACCGAGACUAACAAUCACUUGAAUUUGUUUGCACAGAAUGGUCUGAGAACAUUAGUUUGUGCCUUCAAAGAGAUAGAUCCGUUUUUCUAUCAACAAUGGGUUCAUAAAUAUCACAAAGCCAGCGUAGCACUGGUGAACAGAGCCGAAAAGUUGGAGGAGGUGUACGAGGAGAUAGAGCGGGGCAUGGUCCUGAUAGGAGCCACAGCCAUCGAGGACAAGCUGCAGGACGGUGUCUCACAGACCAUCAACAACCUGGUGGCCGCCAACAUGAAGUUCUGGCUACUCACUGGCGAUAAGAUUGAGACUGCAGUGAACAUCGGCUACAGUUGCGGCCUCUUGAAGGACGAGAUGGAGGACGUGUUCAUCGUCGACGAGGAAACGAGGCAAGCCACCGUGAAGACGGUCGAGGAUAAGUUGAAAAUUAAUAAAGAUGUUUUGAACGCUCCUGCUAAGAAUUCGGCUACCGCUAAUUUAUCUAGUAUGAGUUUUGUGGGUUUAUUUUCUGCUAAUUCGUCUCCUUCUUCUAGGGUCCCAGAUCUUGCAGUUGCGGGUGCAGCUGUGAAGUUCGAAAGUAGGGAAGAUGAUGAGAGGGGAAAGAGAGAGGCUCUGUUGAAGAAGUCGAAGGCUGACGACGAGAAGAAGAAAGAGAAGAGUCGGAAAGGUGGGGAGAUGGAGGAUGGUCUGUCCUCCUCACUCGGCGCCUUCGCUCUCGUCAUCAGUGGAGCCAGUCUGUUGUACAUGUUAGAAAGUGACUUGGAAGACAUGUUCUGCGAGCUCGGGUGCUCCUGCUCGACUGUCAUCUGCUGCCGAGUGACCCCCCUACAGAAGGCCAUGGUGGUCGACCUGAUCAAGAAAAAAAAGAAAACAAUUACACUGGCUAUCGGCGAUGGCGCCAAUGACGUCAGCAUGAUUAGGACUGCUCACAUAGGUGUCGGUCUGAGUGGCCAAGAGGGUAUGCAAGCUGUCUUAGCUAGCGACUUCUCACUCGCCCAGUUUCGAUACCUGGAAAGGUUGCUGCUGGUUCACGGCAGGUGGUCCUAUUUAAGGAUGUGCAAAUUCCUCAGUUACUUCUUCUACAAAAAUUUUGCGUUCACAUUUUGCCACGUCUGGUAUGCAUUUUUCUGCGGGUUCUCUGCUCAGACUCUAUACGAUGAGGCCUUCAUAUCGUUGUACAACAUAUGCUACACAUCACUGCCAGUACUUGCUCUGGGCAUAUUUGAACAGGACGUUAAUGACGAUUACAGCCUGACCUAUCCAAGCCUCUACACGCCAGGCCAUAAAAAUUUAUUCUUCAACAAGAAAAUUUUUGCCAUGAGUGUAGUGGAGGGGGUGGUUUCUUCGCUGGUCCUCUUUUUCGUCCCCUAUGCCUCUUUCUACAACGCCGUCAAACCGAACGGGCAAGACCUCGGGGGCCACAAGGCGUUCGGCACUAUCGUCGCUAGUUCGCUCAUUGUUACUGUUACACUUAGGUGUGCCUUAGACACUUGGUUCUGGACAGGUUUCAAUCAUUUUGUGAUAUGGGGCAGCAUCGUCUUCUACUUCGCGUUCACCUUCAUCUUCUACUCAGAACUCUUCGACUACACGUACCUAGGGACGUCCGAGAACGUCAUGGGCACGACGAACUUCUUCUUCACGCUCAUCCUUGUCGUCACCAUGCUUCUGCUUCCUGUCGUUUCUCUCAGAUUUUACAGGUUGAAUAAGAACCCGACACUAACAGACCUAGCGCGAGUGAAACAGCGCGAAACGCACUACAAAAACGCGCGUCUGAGUCGCCUGACACGCGGUCCCAAAGCCUCCUCUGUGGCUAACCUGAUGGUCAGGCAGAGGAGUGGCUACGCAUUCUCUCACCAGGAAGGCUUUGGAAAUCUUAUCACAUCCGGUUGGUUGAUUGAUUGGUUGGUUGACUGA
Molecule: messenger RNA, 3600 nt
Organism: Helobdella robusta
Lineage: Eukaryota; Metazoa; Annelida; Clitellata; Rhynchobdellida; Glossiphoniidae
Exons: 27
Coding region: 1-3600 (1199 amino acids)
Biological process (GO): Golgi organization; phospholipid translocation
Cellular component (GO): plasma membrane
Molecular function (GO): ATP binding; ATPase-coupled intramembrane lipid carrier activity; magnesium ion binding
Source: RefSeq, a predicted model, not a curated record